UUUGAAUUGUUUGACAGCCCUAAUAUUAAUAUUUCAUGUUCUUCUUUGCAGGGCAAAAUGGUUCUCCAGCUCUCUAAGGAGCCCUCCGCACGCCUGCUGAAGCACGUUGUCCGCUGCUACCUUCGCCUCUCAGACAAUCUCAGAGCCAGAGAGGCCCUGCGUCAGUGUCUGCCCGACCAGCUGAAGGACAGCACCUUCGCCCAGGUUCUGAAGGACGACACCACCACCAAGCGCUGGCUGGCUCAGCUGGUGAAGAACCUGCAGGAGGGCCAGGUUACCGACGCCAGAGGCAUCCCACUGGCCCCCCAGUGAUGAGGAACAAAGUGUGUGUGUUUACUGCUUACACAGACUCAUCCCUCUCUAGAUUUUGUAAUUUUUGCCAAAGUGGCACUCAGACUGUCUGCAAAGGGAAGGACAUAAUAGAGGAAUGUUUGCUUUUGGAUAGAUCAUUUACACCUUUAUUUUCUGCCAGUAUGUCACUUCCACACAAUAAAAAUCUGUUUUUUAAGA
Notothenia coriiceps (black rockcod) is the source of this 510-nucleotide messenger RNA. RefSeq names its product cell differentiation protein RCD1 homolog. The record is from RefSeq and is a predicted model, not a curated record. Gene Ontology annotation, cellular component: CCR4-NOT complex. Lineage: Eukaryota; Metazoa; Chordata; Actinopteri; Perciformes; Nototheniidae. The coding region runs from base 58 to 312 and encodes 84 amino acids. The transcript is spliced from 2 exons. Gene Ontology annotation, biological process: mRNA catabolic process.